Molecule: messenger RNA, 2965 nt
Organism: Zootoca vivipara (common lizard)
Lineage: Eukaryota; Metazoa; Chordata; Lepidosauria; Squamata; Lacertidae
Gene: MNT
Product: MAX network transcriptional repressor
Biological process (GO): regulation of transcription by RNA polymerase II
Molecular function (GO): RNA polymerase II cis-regulatory region sequence-specific DNA binding; DNA-binding transcription factor activity, RNA polymerase II-specific; protein dimerization activity
Source: RefSeq, a predicted model, not a curated record
GUUACACAUCGCCAUCUUGUUACAAAGCCCUUUCCUUGUCUGGAAGGUUCGCAGAGGGGCUCGGGGCGGAGGGGGCGAUCGCCUGGCUGGCUCCGGCUUCUUUAUUUUUUUUUCCCUCCUCCCCCCUCCCUCUUCCCCCUUUGCAAAAGAACCAAGCCCCGACAUUAAAAUUAAGGAUCCUGCCGCGGGGGUGGCAGCGUGGAAUUUCCCUUCGCCACUUUUUUUUUUAAAGUAUCCCCAAAGACUUUGGAUCCUCCGCUGAAACGCAGCCCCGAGAAAUGAGCAUUGAGACAUUGUUAGAAGCGGCCAGGUACCUAGAAUGGCAAGCUCAGCAACAACAGAAAACACGUGAGGAGAACGAGAAGCACGAAAAGCUACGCUUGGAGCGCGAACAGGAGCAGAAGAAGGCCAGCGUGCCUAGGGUUAACCAUGUCGCUCGCCCCGAGGAGCCCCGCCUCGAAAUGGCGGCCGUGCCCUUGUCUCCGCCGGCCCCGCCUCCGCCCCCUCCCCCGCCGCUGGCGGCCCCCAUCUCCGUCAUCCCCAUCCCCGUGGUCACAAGCCCCGCCCCUCCGGCGGCGCACAACGCCUUGUCUCCGCCCCUCGUCCACCGCCACCAGCCGCUCGUGAGCGCUCCCGGCCUGGGCAAGGAGCCCCCCCUGGUGGCCCCCGUCAUCCAGAAGACCGGCCCCUCGCUUCUUCCGGACAUCAAGGCCCCCACGCCCCCUUCUGGGAGCCCGAAGCAGCAGCAGCUGCCUCACUAUGCCACGCCGGUGCUGGCUAUCUCACAGCACCACAUGGUCCAACAGCCGAUCCAGCCUCAGCCUCCCCCUCUGCAGCCCCACCAGCCCCACCACCAGCCCCUCGGCGUCAAGCUGGCUCCCUCGUCGGAGGACGUCAAGCCCAACGAGCAGAAGAAAAGGCCCGGAGGGGUUGGCACCAGGGAAGUCCAUAAUAAAUUGGAGAAAAACAGACGUGCCCACUUGAAAGAAUGCUUUGAAACCCUUAAGCGGAACAUCCCCAACGUCGACGACAAGAAAACCUCAAACCUCAGCGUCCUAAGGAGUGCCUUGAGAUAUAUCCAGACUUUGAAGCGCAAGGAGAAGGAGUACGAGCACGAGAUGGAGCGGCUGGCGAGGGAGAAGAUCGCCACGCAGCAGCGGCUGGCGGACUUGAAGCACGAGCUCAGCCAGUGGAUGGAUAUCCUGGAGAUCGACCGGAUUAUCCGGCAGACGGUUCAGCCGGAGGACGAUCAAGCGUCUACCUCGACUGCGUCAGAGGGUGAAGAUAACAUGGACGAAGACAUGGAAGACGACCGGCCGGCAAACUCCUUGCCGAAGCCGUCCCACCGCCAGCACCCCGAGCACAUGAAGGCAGCGCUCCCCCUCGCCGCCUCGCACCACCCGUCCAUCCUGCCUCUGGCCCAGAAGCACGCCCCUCCGCCGCCGCACGCGCAGCCCCCCCUUCAGCCCCAAGCACUGGUGCCUCCCCAGGCCAUCGUCCCCGCACAGACUCACCUGGUGGCGGCCUCCACCGUGCAAUCGACUGUUAUCGCCCACACUGCCACCACGCAUGCCUCCGUCAUUCAGACUGUCAACCACGUCCUGCAGGGGCCGCCGGCCAAGCACAUCGCUCACAUCGCCCCUUCCUCCGCCUCCAGCCCGCAGGUGCAGCUCGCCGCCGCCGCCCAGCCCAUCGGCCACAUCACGGUGCACCCGGCCGCCCUCAACCACGUGGCGCACCUGGGCCAGCAGCUCCCCCUCUACCCGCAGCCCGUGGCGGUCAGCCAGCCGGUGGUCAGCCACAUCGCCCACACCAUCUCUCACCAGCAAGUGAACGGAACGGCCGGCCUGGGGCAGCCGGCCGUCAUGGCCAAGCCGGCCGUCGGGACUCAGGUGGUGCACCACCCGCAGCUGGUGGGGCAGACGGUCUUGAACCCCGUCACAAUGGUCACCAUGCCUUCCUUCCCAGUGAGCACCUUGAAGCUGGCUUAGGGGCCGCCGGGCGCCCGGCCGAAACUCCAUACAUUCCAAACUGCGUUGCCCCACCCCUACCACCCGUUGUGAAGUGAGGAGGGAGGAGGAAGAGGGGAGGGUGCAACAGGUCUGGGGAGGAGGGGGGGGGAAUGGGGACAUACAAAAAAAAAAGAUUAACACACACAAGACACACGCUUGUUCUUUUCUUCUUUCUCCUCCCUCUUUUCCCUUUCCUGAUUUCUAUUAGGCAGCCUGGUAAUUGAGAAAAAUCAGGACCUGCUACUACUGCACUUGAAUUUCCCCCAAUCAGAACAUUUAAUGAACAGUCCUACAUAGUGAUUAUUAAUCCCCCCUUUUUUCCAUGUAAUCAACGAAGUAUGACUAUAAUGAUGUUCUUAAGACGUUUUCCCCCUUCCUACCCCGUUUUAUUUUUAUUUUUUUAAUGCGUUGCUUCUUCGUAGGUUUGUUUUUUUUAAAAAAAAAUAAGGCUGAUCUCUUUAUGGAGAGACUUUGCAUAGUUAAGAAGAGGAAGAAGAAGAAGAAGAAGAAGAAGAAGAAGAAGAGAAUCAUAGAAAUAUAUAUAUUAUAUAUUUAUAUAUAUAUCUACCUGCCUAUAGCUACAUAUAUAUAUAAAUAUUGUUAUCAAAUGAAGGCCGUUGAGAAGGCUGAUUUCUUCCCCCCUCCCCCUUUGCAGGAAUAUUAGACACGUUAACAGAAAAUUUGAAAAACAAACAAACAAACAAUAAUCUCUUCCUUUUGGAGAGAGAAGACAGAGUUAUCCUUUUUAAAUGAGCAUCUUUCAAAGACAGAUGGUUUGGUGGACCAGGGUAAAACCAUAUUUAAAAAAACAUACGCGACAUGUUGCAGUAUUUUUUUUUCCUUUCCGUAUAUUUGCAUUUCAGUUCAACCAUCAAUAAUCACUGUGACUUGUUACUGGCAUUUUAAGGAAACCCUCUGUCUAAUAAAAGGAGAGAGAAAAAAAUUGCACACAA